AUGGUGAGACGGGCAAGCGCAUUUGCGAUCCUCGUCUUAUGUUCGUCUCUGCUGUCUACAGAUGCAGCCGGUGGCGGAAGUGGUGGUGGAAAUGAUGGCAGUGGUGGGAACGGUGGUGGAACGACGUUCAAUGUUAUGAGCUACGGUGCAAAGCCUGGAACGAAACAAGAGAGCACGCAGGCGUUCAUGAAAGCAUGGAAUGCAGCCUGUAAUACAAAUGGGAAAGCCACGGUCUUAGUUCCAGCUGAUGUCUACAUACUAGGGGAAACAAUAUUUCAAGGGCCAUGCAAGAGCCAAAUUCCCAUCACUGUUCAAGUUGAAGGAACUCUACAAGCAGUUUCCGAUGCUUCGGUUUACAGCGGAGCUGGCUGGAUCUCGUUCAGUCACAUUGACGGCCUAGUCCUGACCGGUGGAGGCACGAUAGACGGACAAGGAAACAGCCUCUGGAAGUACAACGACUGCAACGAAUCCAGAUUGCGUUCAUCUAGCGGCCGCCUCACCAUCACUGCCCCUGGAGAUAGCCCAAACACCGAUGGCCUGCAUAUCAGCAAAUCCAACAUGGUGAAAGUGUCGGAGAGCAUCAUUAAGACGGGCGAUGAUUGUAUCUCGAUUGGCCAAGGAGCGAAUAACAUGACGGUCAACAAGAUAACUUGUGGGCCUGGGCACGGCAUUAGUGUCGGAAGUCUAGGCAAGGAACCAAAGGAACUAGAUGUAACAGGGCUUAUAGUGCAGAACUGCACCUUGCGCGGAACAACAAAUGGGAUCAGAAUCAAAACAUAUGCAGCAUCAGAUCCAAGCCGGGCUUCAGGAUUCCUAUUCCAAGACAUCAUCGUUGAUAGCGUGCAGAACCCUAUAAUCAUUGACCAAAACUACGGCAGCAAAUCAGCCAAGCCAUCCCUCGUGAAAAUCAGCAACGUCGUUUACCAAAACAUCAGAGGAACGACAGCACCACUGGUUGCUGUCAAUCUUAAAUGCAGCUCAGGAGCUCCAUGUCAGAACGUGCACCUGCAUAACAUCGAUCUGCAGGCAACAGGGAACAUAAGACCUACAUCGAUAUGUUCCAGUGCUAACGUGGGAUACAGCGGUGUACAAAAUCCACCAGCUUGUAAGCCAGGAGCAUCACGGUGAUGUUUUAGAGCAUGUAACAUCAGGGGCACUGUGUCUGCAUCCCCGGUAGAGACGGAAGCCAGAGGAGAAAGAGGCUAAGAAGCCGACACAAAGAGGAUGGCUGUGAUACGGAAAUGAGAAUGAAAGGUUUAGGUUAGGAUUGUGAUUUUGCUCUACCAUUGCUGGAGUGAAGCUAGAGUAGAUAGUAAUAGUCAUUAGGCUAUGUGAUAG
Messenger RNA from Sesamum indicum (sesame), 1338 nucleotides. The record is from RefSeq and is a predicted model, not a curated record. NCBI's taxonomy places the organism in Eukaryota, Viridiplantae, Streptophyta, Magnoliopsida, Lamiales, Pedaliaceae.